AUGGAGAAGAUAUUUCCCUUUUAUCUGCUCUUCCAUGUGUGCUGUGCUGUAGAACAAUUACCACUAUUCUCAGAGUUAAACAACAUACUUGACAAAGAGGGAAUUCCAUUUCAGAAUAACAAGUUUGGAGAGACUGACAAAAUUUUAAAGGAAUAUGAUUUUAUUGUUGUGGGAUCUGGUCCUGCUGGAUCAGCUAUAGCAAACAGAUUGUCAGAAAUAAGUAAUUGGACUGUGUUACUUCUUGAAGCUGGUGAUGAGGCAACUUUUCUCAGCGAGAUCCCUGUAUUUAAUGAAUACACAGUUUUAACUAAUAAUUCCAGAAAUUAUGAACUGGAAAGAGAGUAUAACGCUUGUCUUGGACUAGUGAACGGAGUGUGCCACUGGCCAAAUGGUAAUGGUGUGGGUGGAGGUUCGAUACUCAAUGGGAUGUUGUACACACGAGGGCAUCCCUCAGAUUACGAUGAAUGGGCUUAUGAAGGUAACAUUGGUUGGUCCUAUAAGGAUGUCUUGCCGUAUUUCUUAAAAGUGGAAAACAUGUCUAUUCCAAGUUUAGCAGAAUCAGAAUAUCAUUCCACAAAAGGCCCUGUACAUUUGCAAUAUUCCUUUUUAACACAAAUAGGAAAAAGAUUCAUAGAAGCAGGCCAACAGUUAGGGUAUGAUGUUAUAGAUUACAAUAACCCAAAUACGAUGGUUGGAUUUUCUCAGGCACAGACAACCAUGAAGGGAAACAGAAGACAUAGCGCAGUAUCGGCUUAUCUAUUACCUUUAAAAUCUCGUCCCAAUGUACAUAUAUUAAAAAAUGCCUAUGUGACGAAAGUACACACUAGUAGAAGAACAAAACGAGUAAUUGGUGUCAGAUUUGUAAAGAAUAAUGUAAAGAGAAUGGCUUUAUCGAGAAAAGAGGUCAUACUUUCAGCAGGGGCAUUUGGUUCGCCAAAAAUUUUAAUGUUAUCAGGAAUAGGACCAGCUAAACAUCUUCACGAAAUGAGAAUCCCUAACAUCGUUAACCUUCCAGUUGGUGAAAAACUUCAAGAGCAUUUAUCAACAGCAACUGUAACAUUCCUUAUCAACACCACUGACAGUGCAACAUUGCCUAAACAGAUUGCUACAUUUGAAAGUGAAUUUUCUCAAUGGUUGGAUGGGGCAAAUAAUACAUUAGCAAAUAAUUUGGCUGAGGCCGUUGGGUAUAUUAAGACAAAAUAUGCCAGUCACAAAGCAGAUAUCGAGCUUUUUAGUAUACCUCAGAGCAUUGGUGGUGAUGGAGGUGUGUUUUGGAAGAGAACAAGAAAUAUUUCUGAAGAAGUUUAUAAUAAAACGUGGGAACCAAUAUUUUUUGCAGAGGGGUUCAAUAUUUUUCCAAUGAUGAUGUACCCAAGAAGCAGAGGUACAGUAAAACUACGGAGCUCAGAUCCAAAUGACCCAGUAGUUAUUGAUAAUAACUUUUUAUCAGAUACUUUUGAUGUUAAAGUUACAAUAGAAGGGAUUAGAGCAGCACAGGAAUUAGCGACAACAAAAGCUUUUCAAGAAAUUGGUGCCACCUUAUAUAAAAAUCCUGUUUACGGGUGUGAAUCGCAUGAGUUUGAUUCUGAUGAAUAUUGGGACUGUGCUAUAAGAACCGUUCCCAUUCAACUUCAUCAUCAAUCCGGCACCUGUAGGAUGGGCUUAUGUCCUUCAAAGUCUGUUGUAGACCAUAGAUUGCGAGUCCAUGGAUUGAAAGGACUCAGAGUCGCUGAUGCUUCAAUCAUGCCCAAGUUAAAUGGGGUGCACACCAUGGCAGCUUGCUAUAUGAUUGGAGAAAAAGCUGCUGAUAUGAUCAAGGAAGAUUGGGAGAGUCAUAAAUUAAAAUCAUGA
Molecule: messenger RNA, 1851 nt
Organism: Nezara viridula (southern green stink bug)
Lineage: Eukaryota; Metazoa; Arthropoda; Insecta; Hemiptera; Pentatomidae
Source: the annotation of a GenBank genome assembly